AUGGCCCGCUCUUUGCGCUGCACCUCGGCCCCCACUACACCGUGGUUGAACGACCACCGUCACGCCCGCGAGGUGCUCCUCCAGAGGGGGCGGGACUUCGCCGGACGCCCCAGCAUGGUGACCACCGACCUGCUGACCCGCGGGGGGCGGGACAUCGCCUUCUCGGACUACUCGCCGCUCUGGAAGCUCCACCGACGCCUCGUCCACGAGUCCUUCACGCUGUUUGGCGAGGGGACGUCCCGCCUGCAGGACAUCGUUUUGUCCGAGGUGGACGGCCUCUGUGCUGAGCUCCUGUCCAAUGAGGGGCGGGGCUUCGACCCAAGUCCCGCCAUCACCCGGGCAGUCACGAACGUGGUGUGCAAGCUGGUGUUCAGCGCCACCUAUCGCCACGGCGACACCGAGCUGCAGGAGGUGAUCCGCUACAACGACGGCAUCGUUCAGACCAUUGCCAGAGGAGGCCUGGUGGACAUCUUCCCAUGGAUGAAGGUUCUACCCAACAAGUCCCUGAGGAAACUGAAGGACUGUAUCGCUGUCAGAGAUCGGCUGCUGACUCGCAAACUGGAGGAGCACAAGGCGUCUCUGAGUGAUGGCGACCCCCGUGACCUCCUGGAAGCCUUACUCAAAGGCCAGGCGGGCAGCACGGGGGGUCAGAGGUCAUCAGAGGCUGGGGGAAUAACAGACGACCACGUCCUGAUGACAGCGGCGGAGGCAUUCGGAGCCGGAGUGGAGACCACGUCCACCACGCUGCUUUGGAUCCUGGCCUACCUGCUGCACCACCCCGAGGUGCAGGAGCGUGUGCAGAUGGAGCUGGAUGAGCAGGUGGGCACUGAGCGGGCGGUGGGCGUGUCGGACCGUGGCCGGCUGCCAUACCUAGACAGCGUGAUCAACGAGGGCAUGAGGAUCCGGCCGGUCAGCCCAGUCCUGAUCCCCCACACCGCCUUGACGGACAGCAGUAUCGGAGGACACGCCAUCCGCCGUGGGACUCGAGUCCUGGUCAACAUGUGGUCCAUCCACCACGACCCGCGAAAUUGGGACAAACCGGACCUGUUUAACCCAGAUCGUUUCCUUGGUGACCGGGGUCAGCGUGUGGCGCCCUCCUGCUUCAUGCCGUUUGGGGCGGGGCCUCGGGUGUGCGUGGGCGAAUCGCUCGCCCGGCUGGAGCUCCUCCUCUUCCUGUCCUCUCUGCUCCAGCGAAUGAGCUUCCGGCGCCCAGACGGGGCUCCCCUGCCCAACCUGCAGGGGCGGCUGGGCGUGGUCCUGCAGCCGCUACCUUAUAAGGUCACAGUUACUCCGAGGGCGGGGUGGGAGGGCGUGGCCAAAUGA
This is a messenger RNA of Salarias fasciatus (jewelled blenny), 1323 nucleotides long. It is a transcript of the gene cyp17a2, whose product is annotated as cytochrome P450, family 17, subfamily A, polypeptide 2. Gene Ontology annotation, biological process: progesterone metabolic process; hormone biosynthetic process. The record is from RefSeq and is a predicted model, not a curated record. Gene Ontology annotation, molecular function: heme binding; steroid 17-alpha-monooxygenase activity; iron ion binding. NCBI's taxonomy places the organism in Eukaryota, Metazoa, Chordata, Actinopteri, Blenniiformes, Blenniidae.